AUGCAUGAAAGCCAAUUUUCUUUGGUUACAGGUAAUGAUUCAGUAAAAGUUGCAUGGGAGAUACUUGAAACAACCUACGAAGGUACAAGUUCAGUUAAGAAUUCAAAACUACAACUAAUCCAGUCCGAAUUUGAGGAACUUCGAAUGAAUGAGGAUGAAACUAUUAUAAGUUUCCAUGGUCGUGUCCAAGAACUGGCCAUUCGUGCUAUAGUUCUUGGAGAACCCUUCUCCCAACCAAAGCUGGACAAGAAGAUCCUAAGGUCACUACCACCGCAAUUCAGGAUGAAGGUAACUGCUAUCCAAGAACAUGAUGGUUGGAAAAAUAAGUCACUCGCUCAAUUAAUGGGAAAUCUACAAACUUAUGAAAUGGAAAUCCUUGUUGAUCACGCCAAAAAGAAAAAAAAUGUUGCCUUUACCGCUGAAGAACAAGACGCUGCGUUUGAUCCAGAGGAACCAGCAUUCACUGCCAGAGCUGGAGAACGUCCAGAACCUGGAGAUGUGGCUGACUCAGAGGGAGACGAAUAUAGUUCAACUGAAAAUUUUGAUUUACCUGCUUUAUCUUAUGAAGUAGAAUAUAAAAAAUUGUACUCCAAAUGGGAGGAUUUACUUAAAGCUAAUCGUUCCUCGUCUAGUGAAGUGGGGAUAUUAGAAAAUGCUAGAAAAGUGUGCAAGAAUCAGGUAGCUGAUAGGGAUUUGUUUCUUAAAGCUGCUUCUGAUCGAGAAGAGAAGCUGAAGUAG
Molecule: messenger RNA, 738 nt
Organism: Ipomoea nil (Japanese morning glory)
Lineage: Eukaryota; Viridiplantae; Streptophyta; Magnoliopsida; Solanales; Convolvulaceae
Exons: 2
Coding region: 1-738 (245 amino acids)
Source: RefSeq, a predicted model, not a curated record